CGCAAAACCUUACACGGGGAAGUCGGGUCACCGAGAGCUGGAUAUAACACAGUGAGUCACUGAAGCUUGACUGAAGCUAUCCUCCACUAUUACCGAGAUGUCAACGAACAUUACUUUCCAUCCAGGUGUGUUCCUGGAACGGCUUUUAUCUAGAAAUAAAAUACCAAGGUUUAUAGGAUCUGUUGACACCCAAGAACGUGUUGGCUUGCUCAAACAAACGGGUGUUACUAUCUGGCUGACUGGACUCAGUGCUAGUGGAAAGUCAACGAUAGCAUGUGCUCUAGAGCAACAUCUACUUCACUUACACAAAUUCACCUACCGGCUCGAUGGAGACAACGUUCGCUUAGGGCUCAAUAAGGACCUUGGUUUCGACGAGAAGUCCCGGGUGGAAAAUAUCAGGCGCAUAGGCGAGGUCUCCAAAUUAUUCGCGGACUCUGCUUGCAUCGCGAUCACAGCUUUUAUAUCGCCCUACAAAGCAGAUCGACAAGUAGCCCGCGAACUUCAUGAGAAAGGAGGCCUCGGGUUCAUCGAAGUGUUUGUUGAUGCCCCUCUCAGUGUGGUUGAACAGCGCGAUCCGAAAGGGCUCUAUAAAGCAGCUCGUGCAGGAACAAUCAAGGAUUUCACUGGCAUAUCUGCGCCGUACGAAGCUCCCGAGAAACCUGAUAUACACAUCAGAACAGACGAAUGCGAUGUAACUAGAGCAGUCGAGGUCAUCAUUGAAUACCUCACCGAGCAUAAUUAUAUUUCGUAGUUACCAAGGACAGCAAAAAGGAAUCUAUACAGUCCAUAUACCGGCUAGAAU
Molecule: messenger RNA, 802 nt
Organism: Suillus subalutaceus
Lineage: Eukaryota; Fungi; Basidiomycota; Agaricomycetes; Boletales; Suillaceae
Product: adenylylsulfate kinase
Exons: 4
Coding region: 98-751 (217 amino acids)
Biological process (GO): sulfate assimilation
Molecular function (GO): adenylylsulfate kinase activity; ATP binding
Source: RefSeq, a predicted model, not a curated record